AUGGAAGGUCAUGGUUAUGACCGGCUUGGAGAUGGGGAGAGGGACAAUUACCAAAUCGACUACCGGAGGAUUGUGGGGGACAUGGAACCAGCACGGCCGCGCAUCUCAAACAGAGAUGGGGAACAACCUCACCCCUACGGGGCCUAUAGCCACCCAAUGCCACAUGGACAUGGGCAUGAGACUGCAGCCCAGCGAUACAGCGCUACACGUAUCCAAGCUGGAUAUGAACCAGAGAGCACGGCAGACUACCUGAUCAGUGGAGGCACAGGUUAUGUUCCUGAAGAUGGAUUAACAGCACAACAACUCUUUGCAAUCGGUGAUGGACUUACAUACAAGUAAGAAAUGCUAAUAAAAAAAACAUAUUUUAUGGCACAAAAUUGAAUUUUACGGUACUCACUGACACACGUACAUUUCUGCAUUUGCACAUACAGAAACGCCCGUACACAUUAUGACUUCUUGAUCCUCCCUGGUUUCAUAGAUUUUACUUCUGAUGAGGUGGAUCUAACCUCUGCAUUGACAAGGAAGAUAACCCUGAAGACACCUCUUAUUUCAUCUCCCAUGGAUACAGUCACAGAAUCAUCCAUGGCCAUCGCCAUGGCAUUGAUGGGUGGGAUUGGAAUAAUUCAUCAUAACUGUACUGCUGAGUCCCAGGCCAAUGAGGUGCGCAAGGUCAAGAAAUUUGAGCAGGGCUUUAUUACAGACCCAGUGGUAAUGAGUCCCCGACACACAGUGGGGGACGUGUUUGAGGCGAAGACACUCCACGGUUUCUCUGGGAUCCCUGUUACAGAGACUGGCAAGAUGGGCAGCAAGCUGGUCGGCAUAAUCACCUCCAGAGAUAUAGACUUUCUGUCUGAGAAGGACCAUGACAGACCCUUGGAGGAGGCAAUGACAAAAAGGGAAGAUUUGGUUGUUGCACCUGCUGGAGUCACUCUAAAAGAGGCCAAUGAUAUACUGCAACGCAGCAAAAAAGGUAAGCUCCCCAUAGUGAAUGACAGUGAUGAGCUGGUUGCCAUCAUUGCUAGGACUGACUUGAAGAAGAACAGAGAUUAUCCUCUGGCUUCCAAGGACUCCCGCAAACAGCUGCUGUGCGGAGCCGCUAUCGGUACGAGGGAUGACGACAAAUACCGGCUGGACCUCCUGAUGCAGGCUGGGGUGGAUGUGGUAGUCCUGGAUUCCUCCCAAGGAAACUCAGUGUAUCAAAUCAACAUGAUAAACUACAUCAAGCAGAAAUAUCCUGAACUACAGGUAGUUGGAGGAAAUGUGGUGACAGCUGCUCAGGCUAAAAACCUCAUAGAUGCUGGUGUGGACGCCCUGAGGGUGGGCAUGGGGUGUGGCUCUAUCUGUAUCACCCAGGAAGUGAUGGCAUGUGGACGGCCCCAAGGUACAUCGGUGUACAAGGUUGCAGAGUAUGCCCGACGAUUUGGAGUGCCAGUAAUUGCUGAUGGAGGCAUUCAGACUGUUGGACACGUGGUGAAGGCUCUAGCCCUGGGAGCAUCCACAGUGAUGAUGGGGUCAUUGCUCGCCGCAACCACUGAAGCUCCGGGAGAAUAUUUCUUUUCAGAUGGUGUGCGUCUGAAAAAGUACAGAGGAAUGGGCUCCUUGGAUGCCAUGGAGAAAAAUAACAGUCAGAAACGCUACUUCAGCGAGGGAGAUAAGGUGAAGGUGGCUCAAGGUGUCUCAGGAUCAGUACAAGAUAAAGGCUCCAUCCAUAAGUUUGCUCCUUACCUCAUUGCUGGUAUCCAACAUGGCUGUCAGGACAUAGGAGCCAAGAGUUUGUCCAUUUUACGGUCGAUGAUGUACUCUGGAGAACUGAAGUUCGAGAAGAGAACCAUGUCUGCUCAAAUGGAGGGAGGAGUCCAUGGCCUACACUCUUACGAGAAGCGACUUUACUGAGGCGGGAGGAACAGGAAACACUCGAUCAAGACCUAACGUCCCGACCCCAGCAGCUAUGAGCAGAUGCACGGGACGCAUGUGAUCAAACCACAAACACAAAGCUCUCGUUGUUUUACAACAUCCACAC
This is a messenger RNA of Micropterus dolomieu (smallmouth bass), 2020 nucleotides long. Its product is annotated as inosine-5'-monophosphate dehydrogenase 1b-like. Gene Ontology annotation, biological process: GTP biosynthetic process. Gene Ontology annotation, cellular component: cytoplasm. The transcript is spliced from 15 exons. Gene Ontology annotation, molecular function: IMP dehydrogenase activity. The record is from RefSeq and is a predicted model, not a curated record. NCBI's taxonomy places the organism in Eukaryota, Metazoa, Chordata, Actinopteri, Centrarchiformes, Centrarchidae.